GCUCCAGCACUAGCGCCUUGGGUGCUGCCAGUAGCAGUCCGAAUGGCGCCGAAAAGCCCCUGGUUCACCCAGUGACGCGCAGCGGCACCCCUGCCCUGACGCAGUAAAAGUACUUUAAAAUGGCCCGCUAUUUGUAUUGCCCAGCGCGACCUGACGCGCUUUAGCUCCACGUGACAGCGCAUCAAGACUUAUACAAAAGCCCAUCGCCUUCAUCCCAUUCUUUACUUUGGACCAGACCAUCACCACCGCAACCCACAAUACCUCAACCUCAAGAGCUUCACGCAUAUACAAAGCCUUUGUCUUGUUUCCGUAUUGCUCUGAUCAACCUAAUUCUACUUCUCUCCCUCAGACACUCACACUCACAAUACAAUGGCUGCGCAAAUCACUCCUUCGAAGCAGGCUGCUUCCGCCAUUGAGAACUUCAACAUGGAGUCUCCAGUCAAGAAGCUCGACUUCGGCGCCGCCAACAAGGAGAACGAGCCUUUGAACAAGUCCCUCGAUACCACCGACCUCAAGACAAAGAUUGUCGAAGAGCCCAAGAAGGAGGAGAUCAAGGCCGCUGUUGCUCCUGGCAUCAAGUCUGAGGAGGCCGAUGAGCCUCUCCUUCAGGAGAACCCCCAACGUUUCGUUCUCUUUCCCAUCAAGUACCAUGAGGUAUGUGACGCGUUUUGACGCGUAAAGUGGUCACCCCACACGCGACCCAUGCUAACAGACCAUGAUAGAUUUGGCAAAUGUACAAGAAGGCUGAGGCUUCCUUCUGGACUGCUGAGGAGAUUGAUCUUUCCAAGGAUCUCCACGACUGGAACAACCGCCUGACUGCCGAUGAGCAGUUCUUCGUCUCUCACAUCCUUGCUUUCUUCGCUGCCUCUGAUGGUAUUGUCAACGAGAACCUCGUCGAGCGAUUCAGUGGCGAGGUCCAGAUCCCCGAGGCUCGUUGCUUCUACGGCUUCCAGAUCAUGAUGGAGAACAUCCACUCCGAGACCUACUCCCUGCUCAUUGACACCUACAUCAAGGAGCCCGCCCAGCGAACCUACCUCUUUAACGCCAUUGAGACCAUUCCCUGCAUCCGAAAGAAGGCCGACUGGGCCAUCCGAUGGAUCCAGGAUAAGGACUCCUCCUUUGCCCAGCGUCUCGUUGCCUUCGCUGCUGUUGAGGGUAUCUUCUUCAGUGGUGCCUUCGCCUCUAUCUUCUGGCUCAAGAAGCGUGGUCUCAUGCCCGGUCUGACCUUCUCCAACGAGCUCAUCUCUCGUGAUGAGGGUCUUCACACUGACUUUGCCUGCCUCCUCCACUCCCACCUCAAGGGUCGUGCCAGCAAGCAGAUGAUCCAGGAUAUCAUUACUGACGCUGUCACCAUUGAGCAGGAGUUCCUCACUGAGGCUCUUCCCUGUGCCCUUCUCGGCAUGAACUCUGACCUCAUGAAGCAGUACAUUGAGUUCGUCGCUGAUCGUCUCCUUGUCGCGCUUGGCAACGAGAAGGUUUACAAGGCCACCAACCCCUUCGACUUCAUGGAGAACAUCUCCCUUGGUGGCAAGACCAACUUCUUCGAGAAGCGUGUUGCCGACUACCAGAAGGCCGGUGUCCUCCACAGUGCCACUAAGAAGACUGAGGAGGACGAGUCCCCCAAGGGUGAGAACGGCGGUGACUUCACCUUUGAUGAGGAUUUCUAAGCGUCUCGCCUUGUCGUUUCUCUUUCCUUCGGCCUGGGCAGUUGCUCAUUGGCACGCGCACAUGUGAACAUAUACCCUGUUUUACUUCUUGUUUGUACAUCUGAAUGGGGCCUCGGGACGACGAUGCUUGGUUAAUACUACGGGUUGGCAAGGUCGCAAUCAUACUUUGGAUCCGGAAGCUGAAUUUGCACGGAUCGACACGGCGUUAGGGGAUCUGGACUCAGGGUGGAUGAAAAUAGCAUUGACGGCUUAAUCGUAUUUAUGGAUGACGAUAUUACUUUACCACUCUCCUAGAUAGAGAUGAAUUGAUUAGAUUAGUAUACUCUUUGAUCGUUGCCUGUGACUUUGAGCAAGGUACUUUC
Fusarium odoratissimum NRRL 54006 is the source of this 2029-nucleotide messenger RNA. RefSeq names its product ribonucleoside-diphosphate reductase subunit M2. Gene Ontology annotation, molecular function: oxidoreductase activity. The coding region runs from base 732 to 1667 and encodes 311 amino acids. The transcript has 2 exons. The record is from RefSeq and is a predicted model, not a curated record. Lineage: Eukaryota; Fungi; Ascomycota; Sordariomycetes; Hypocreales; Nectriaceae. Gene Ontology annotation, biological process: deoxyribonucleotide biosynthetic process.